Molecule: messenger RNA, 879 nt
Organism: Leptosomus discolor (cuckoo roller)
Lineage: Eukaryota; Metazoa; Chordata; Aves; Leptosomiformes; Leptosomidae
Source: RefSeq, a predicted model, not a curated record
AUGCAAGACAUUUGGGAGCUGUUGUACGUUCAUGGGCACGAAGUCUUUGACUUCUGCACGCUGGCGGAGGCUAGAGGAUCUUUUGUGCAGCAGGUUUACUGGGAAAAAAAGGUAUUAAAAGACGACAACUAUUGUAUUCUCUGCUUUUUGUCAUCACAGGUGGCGACAGACAAGGUUGCAGGAAAGCUGAGCUCUACUCUCUCAUGGGUGAAGAACACUGUAUCGCACACCGUCAGUCAAAUGGCCAGUCAGGUGGCAAGUCCAUCUGCCUCGUUACACACUACAUCCUCCUCUACCACGCUGUCUACACCUGCCUUGUCACCCUCCUCACCAACACAACUGAGUCCAGACGACUUGGAGUUACUCGCUAAACUUGAGGAACAGAACAGACUUUUGGAAACAGAUAGCAAAUCCUUGCGAUCAGUAAAUGGGUCAAGAAGAAAUAGUGGCUCUUCUCUUGUAUCCAGUUCAUCAGCUUCCAGCAAUCUCAGCCAUCUUGAAGAAGAUUCAUGGAUCCUGUGGGGUAGGAUUGUGAAUGAAUGGGAAGAUGUACGGAAAAAGAAAGAAAAGCAAGUUAAGGAGCUUGUUCGAAAAGGGAUACCUCAUCAUUUCAGAGCAAUUGUUUGGCAGCUUCUAUGCAGUGCUCAAAGCAUGCCAAUUAAGGAUCAGUAUUCAGAGCUUUUGAAAAUGACCUCUCCCUGUGAGAAAUUAAUAAGAAGGGACAUUGCUAGAACAUACCCUGAACAUGAUUUUUUUAAAGAAAAAGACAGCCUUGGACAGGAGGUCUUGUUCAAUGUAAUGAAGGCUUAUUCUUUGGUGGAUCGUGAGGUUGGAUAUUGUCAAGGAAGCGCUUUUAUAGUUGGAUUACUGCUUAUGCAG